UUACGGUCUGCAGACAGACCCUUCUCUCCCAGACCAGUUUGAGAGUUCUGCGCGAUUGACACUAGAGGGAGAAAUGCGACAGAAUCGUGUCCGAAUGUCGUGUGCAGUGCAAAGGCGGCUUCACAGCCUCGUUUUCGAGUCAAAACUCCAGCCACUGGAACAGUUCUUCAGAGGAACCGAAAAUUAUACAACACCGUUGACGCUGUGAUCAUGUCAUCUAGAGCUGGAUGAGGUUAGAGAGAAAGAAAGGGGAAGGAAAUUAUUCUCUCAGAGCGGAAGAGAAAGACUGUAACGGUUCUCACACAGAGCUUGGACUCAUAUUUAAGUAAAAUGUUCAGAAUGUGUGUCGUUCUGCUCGUCUUUUCCAGCAUCUGUACAGUUGUUGUUGAUGCUCUAGUUACAGUCAGAGGUCUCAGAGGAGAGAGAGCUGACAUCAGAUGCCCUUAUGAAUCUGGAUAUGAAUCAAAUCCAAAGUAUUUGUGUAAAGGCGAGUGUAGAGACAGACACGUCAUAGUUAAAUCAGGAUCUCGAGCUAAAGACCAGAGAUUCUCUCUGAGAGACAACAGGACGACCAGAGUUUUCACCGUCACCAUCACUGACCUGAGAUCAGCAGAUGCAGGACAAUACUGGUGUGGAGUGGAGAGGAGUGUAAUUAAAGAUGUCUAUUCAGAGAUUCUGUUGCUGGUUAAACAGGGUAAUAAGACGACUGAGGUUUCAACUAUCAGCCCUUCUUCAGCAAAACCGUCAUAUUUCAGCACAACAGAAACAAAUCCACAACCCAGCAGCAUCUCAAUCACAGAUCAGCACAAAUCACCAGAUCUGGCUUCUGUUGCUGGCGGUCUGGGUUCGGUUCUGCUGGUUCUGGUUCUGUGUUCUGGAACGUUCCUCAUCCUGAAAAAGAGGAAAAGGAAAUCUGGGACAGCUUUAUUUCAGCAAAAUGUGCCACACAACACAGAGAGUGUCCACAUGUAUAAUAUUGCAAACAGUGACCCUGGACCCUCUGAUGUCAUCGCUGCAGCAUCUUCGUCCAAUCAGACGCCUGCAUCACAUCUCAAAACCCGAUCACAAGUCUCUAUUGUUUAUGCCACAGUAACCAAUCAGCAGCCUGGUUCAAAUGUCCGUCACACCCACUCGACCAAUCAGGUGACGGAUACAGACUGGGAUUAUUAUGCCAAUAUUACGUUUCCUGAACCAACAACAGACAACAGAACAGAACUGAUCUACACAACAGCGACACAUCCACAAAGCAUCACACCACAUCCUCAAGAUGUCAAGACAAACGAUGGCUCGAUAUACUCAGUCAUCAAACAUAAAUAAAAAAAAAACAUUUCUGUGCAUAACAGAGUGUAACUAAAUUGUAUAAUGUAUAAAGUUAAUAGGGUAAACUAAUGUUUAUAACAUGAAAAGUUAAAUAAAUGCAAAUAAGAAAGAAUUACGUGAACUUCAGUUAUCUUUGUAAUACUGCACCUCAUCUACAGUUAAAUGAAGCCAAUAAAAAGGUAUAUUACUGUUCUCUUUAGCCUGUUUAGCUUAUCAGGGUUGCCAGAUCUGACACAAAACGUGUAACUCUCAUCCCUAAAAUAGACAUUGUUCAGUCACGGCUAUGCAUUGUACAUAAUUUCUAAUUAAAAAACUAAAUUAUAGGG
Carassius carassius (crucian carp) is the source of this 1646-nucleotide messenger RNA. Its product is annotated as CMRF35-like molecule 5. NCBI's taxonomy places the organism in Eukaryota, Metazoa, Chordata, Actinopteri, Cypriniformes, Cyprinidae. The transcript is spliced from 7 exons. The record is from RefSeq and is a predicted model, not a curated record. The coding region runs from base 331 to 1317 and encodes 328 amino acids.